AUGGCGAUGCUGAGAGUAUCGGGACGCUGGCUGCUGUCGAACGACAGCUACGUGGGGUCCCGUGAGAGAGCACCUGUGCCACGGCCAGGAAUACGGAAGCCCGAGGGCCGCCGGUGCGUCGCCAGUACCACUGAAGGGCGCGGUACGCAAGGCUGGCCCCAGUUUAAGCGGAACUCGAGAGCGCCAGCGGCCGGAGCACCUGCCGGCGACUCGUCCCCUCCCCGGCGAGGCGUGUUUACGGCUGUCAGCGCACGGGCCGGCGUGCUAAGUAGCGGCAGCGGCCGAGCCGCAGCGCACCGCCGCGUCGUUUAUAUUUACCGCGCCGCUGCCUGCCAGGGGCACACGGACCACGCCUCGUCGCGUUGGUCGCCAGUCUCCAGGGACGCGGCUCUCUACACGUACCGCUCGUAUCGUGCCGUCUCCGCGCUCGUCUUCAGCCGUAAGAGCCACAGUCGUGGUGUGUCGCUGGCAGGUCGUGGUGUGUCGCUGGCAGGUCGUGGUGUGUCGCUGGCAGGUCGUGGUGUGUCGCUGGCAGGUCGUGGGGUGUCGCUGGCAGGUCGUGGGGUGUCGCUGGCAGGUCGUGGUGUGUCGCUGGCAGGUCGUGGUGUGUCGCUGGCAGGUCGUGGUGUGUCGCUGGCAGGUCGUGGUGUGUCGCUGGCAGGUCGUGGUGUGUCGCUGGCAGGUCGUGGUGUGUCGCUGGCAGGUCGUGGUGUGUCGCUGGCAGGUCGUGGUGUGUCGCUGGCAGGUCGUGGUGUGUCGCUGGCAGGUCGUGGUGUGUCGCUGGCAGGUCGUGGUGUGUCGCUGGCAGGUCGUGGUGUGUCGCUGGCAGGUCGUGGUGUCUCGCUGGCAGGUCGUGGUGUCUCGCUGGCAGGUCGUGGUGUCUCGCCGGCAGGUCGUGGUGUCUCGCCGGCAGGUCGUGGUGUCUCGCCGGCAGGUCGUGGUGUCUCGCCGGCAGGUCGUGAUGUCUCGCCGGCAGGUCGUGGUGUCUCGCCGGCAGGUCGUGGUGUCUCGCCGGCAGGUCGUGGUGUCUCGCCGGCAGGUCGUGGUGUCUCGCCGGCAGGUCGUGGUGUCUCGCCGGCAGGUCGUGGUGUCUCGCCGGCAGGUCGUGGUGUCUCGCCGGCAGGUCGUGGUGUCUCGCCGGCAGGUCGUGGUGUCUCGCCGGCAGGUCGUGGUGUCUCGCCGGCAGGUCGUGGUGUCUCGCCGGCAGGUCGUGGUGUCUCGCCGGCAGGUCGUGGUGUCUCGCCGGCAGGUCGUGGUGUGUCGCCGGCAGGUCGUGGUGUCUCGCCGGCAGGUCGUGGUGUCUCGCCGGCAGGUCGUGGUGUCUCGCCGGCAGGUCGUGGUGUGUCGCCGGCAGGUCGUGGUGUGUCGCCGGCAGGUCGUGGUGUGUCGCCGGCAGGUCGUGGUGUGUCGCCGGCAGGUCGUGUUGCUUGUAGAGGUAUUAAGUGUGAAGACAGUUCUGAUACACUGUUCCAUCUCUGCACAACUACUAGGACCUACAACUAUUUUAACCUGCUUAUUGGUGUUAAAUCUUGA
Messenger RNA from Schistocerca gregaria, 1533 nucleotides. Its product is annotated as SUMO-interacting motif-containing protein 1-like. Bases 1 to 1533 code for a protein of 510 amino acids. The record is from RefSeq and is a predicted model, not a curated record. The transcript has 4 exons. Lineage: Eukaryota; Metazoa; Arthropoda; Insecta; Orthoptera; Acrididae.